AUGGUCAGAUACGCUGCUACUCCGGCCGAUGACUCGAAGGCUGCCAAGUCGCGUGGUUCUUAUCUCCGUGUUCACUUCAAGAACACCCACGAAGUUGCUGCUGCUAUCCAAGGUUUGAAGCUUACUAAGGCUUACUCUUACUUGAAGAACGUCAACGAGCACAAGGAAGCUAUCCCUUUCCGCCACUUUAACGGUGGUGUUGGCCGUACUUCCCAAGUCAAGCAAUUCAAGACGACUCAAGGUCGCUGGCCCGUCAAGUCUAUCAAGUUCGUUACUGACUUGCUCAAGAAUGCUGAAUCCAACGCCGAAGCUAAGGGUUUGAACGUUGAGGAACUUUACAUUUCCAGCAUCAUUGUCAACCAAGCUCCUAAGCACCGUCGUCGUACUUACCGUGCUCACGGUAGAAUCAACCCUUUCAUGUCUUCUCCUUGUCACAUUGAAGUCAUCCUUACUGAGAAGGCUGAGUCGGUUCCCCAAGCUGCUGGCAAAAAGGUUGUUCGUUUGAAUGCUCGUCAAUUGGCUCGUAAUGCUCGUCUCGCUGUUAACAACAAGCAGUAA
Molecule: messenger RNA, 558 nt
Organism: Lichtheimia ornata
Lineage: Eukaryota; Fungi; Mucoromycota; Mucoromycetes; Mucorales; Lichtheimiaceae
Product: ribosomal protein L22
Exons: 4
Coding region: 1-558 (185 amino acids)
Biological process (GO): cytoplasmic translation
Cellular component (GO): ribosome; cytosolic large ribosomal subunit
Molecular function (GO): structural constituent of ribosome
Source: RefSeq, a predicted model, not a curated record